AUGCAAGAUUACGUAGCAUCAGUGGGAACCGCUGGCUCGUGGCUCGCACAGGAACACUCGAUACACUUCAAAAGUCUUUCAUGCGAACUACCCAAUGGUCUGAAGAUUUUACAUGGGGCUUCUGGGAAAUUGUUACCCCAAUCCGUCACGGCAAUUAUGGGUGCAUCCGGGGCGGGGAAAACUACUCUCAUGAAUGUUCUUGUGGGCAAAGUGAGGAAAAGUGAAGGCGCGAUUUUUUUGAACGGACAUCUUUGUGAAAACCUGGGGGAUUUCCCUUCCCAGUAUGGCUUUGUGCCUCAGGAGGAUGUAAUGCAUCGAGAGUUAACAGUGAUGCAGAAUCUGACAUUCGCUGCUGCUCUCCAGUUGCCACCUGGAACGGGACGAUCAGAGAUCCUCAUGUGUGUCCGUGACGUGCUAGUCAAGCUUCAACUCGUGCAUGUGAGACACAGCAUAGUUGGCGAUGAAUAUCAUAGAGGAAUAUCAGGUGGUCAGCGCAAGCGUGUCAACAUUGGAUUGGAGUUGGCAUCUCGCCGGCCCAUUUUGUUCCUUGAUGAGCCGACCACAGGACUUGACUCAGUGACGGCGACCCAGGUCGUCCAAAUGCUAGCUACCAUUGCUCGAACUCAUCGCAUGACCGUCACUGCAGUCAUCCACAACCCAGGCAUUCGAGCGUUUGCUGUUUUUACUGAUCUUAUCCUGCUUCAACCUGGCGGCUACGUGGUUUUUGCCGGCAAGACCGAUCGUUGUGUUGGAUAUUUUGAUUCAAUCGGAUUUCCAUAUGAUGUAGAAAAC
Molecule: messenger RNA, 792 nt
Organism: Aureococcus anophagefferens
Lineage: Eukaryota; Pelagophyceae; Pelagomonadales; Pelagomonadaceae
Gene: ABC27
Product: putative ABC transporter
Exons: 1
Molecular function (GO): ATP binding; ATP hydrolysis activity
Source: RefSeq, a predicted model, not a curated record